Messenger RNA from Exaiptasia diaphana, 1894 nucleotides. RefSeq names its product gamma-soluble NSF attachment protein-like. Gene Ontology annotation, molecular function: soluble NSF attachment protein activity; syntaxin binding. The transcript has 10 exons. Lineage: Eukaryota; Metazoa; Cnidaria; Anthozoa; Actiniaria; Aiptasiidae. The record is from RefSeq and is a predicted model, not a curated record. Gene Ontology annotation, cellular component: vacuolar membrane; SNARE complex. Gene Ontology annotation, biological process: intracellular protein transport.
UUCAAGAUGGCGGCUUUACAGCAAAGAAAAGUGAAGGAAGGCUUGGAGCUUAUGAAAGAGGCAGAAAAAUAUUUGAAAACAAGUUGGAUAAAAUGGAAACCAGACUAUGACAGUGCUGCAGACAAAUACAUGAAGGCAGGUAAUAGUUUCAAGGCUGGUCGUUCCUAUCCAGAAGCUGAUGAUGCUUUUAGAAGGGCUGCAGAUGCAUAUCAACACACACAUUCAUUAUUUCAUUCAGCUAAAGCACUGGAGCAGGCUGCAUCAGCUCUCAAAGAAAUGAAGAGAAUGAGAGAGGCUGUAGAACUUAUAGAAGAUGCAAGGUAUUGCAUCAUGGAAUCAUGUUAUGCGAUUUUCUCCAUGCAUUGUAUAAUGUAGAUCAUAUAAUCUUUGUUUACUGUCUUUAGAAUGUGUGAGGCAGCAGAACCUGAUAAAGCUAUAGACAUGUUCUUACAGGCUGGUGAUCUCAAUGUGGGUGAAGAUAAGAUCAGAGAGGGCAUUGAACCAAUGACUCAAGCUAUAAGAAUUUUAUUAAAAAGAAAAAGAUAUGAAGAUGUCAUAAGUAAUACAAAAAAGAUGCUUGAUUUAUACCGCGGAUUAGAAAACUUUGUAAUGAUGUACAAGACAACACUUGGUCUCAUAGUUGUUUAUCUUCAUGAGAGUGACUAUGUUGCUGCUGACCAGUGUUUUAAAGACUCUUUCAGUAUUCCAGGGUUUGGGGAUUCAGAUGAAGCUCAGGCAGCAGAGAAAUUGUUGGAAUGUUUUGACGAGGGUGAUGCAGAUGGUAUGAAGGCUUGUACUUCACAACCACUUUUUACAUAUCUGGACAAUGAGAUUGCAAAACUUGCACGUUCUUUAAAAGUUCCUGGAGAUUUACCAGACAAACCAACUCGUUCUGYACCAAAAAAUGAACUAUUUGAUACACCAAAAGUAGAAGUUGAUUUAGACGAAAAUGAACAAGAUGAAGAAAGCAGUGAAGAAACAUCACAAGCAAAACCAGAGGAAGAGGAUGAAUUUGAGGGUGGACUUUGCUGAUCAGGAAGAUAAGCAUCAGUUUUGUAGAUAACAAGGCUUUGGAAAUACCAAAGAAAUAAUUUUUUUUAAAAUGCUUGUUCAAUAUUAAUAAUAAUAUUAAUGUAACAAUUCUAAGCAAGAAUGAACAUUGCUAUCAAUAUUUUAUUAUUUAGUUUAGUUGUGGCAUUCAGUAUUGUUGAAUGUUUUAACAAGAAGUGGCUAAAAGUUGUAAAUGUAAAUCAAUUAAGGAUUUCAUUGAAUCAAUAUCAGUGGGCAAUAAGAAAAAUAUGCAAACAUGUACCACAUGCUCAAGAUCACAGACAUAAUAAUGUUAUUCACUCAGAUAGAAAAUUUAAAAAAAGAUAUAAAACUGUCAAGUGCAAAGACAUCCUGAUACGGUCAUACUCAUUGGUCAGGCCAGUCAAAUCAUCCUAAAAUCUAAUAUGGCCAGUCAAAUAAAAAAUAAUUUGGACUGACAUAAUUUUAGACUGCCCAUUAUUUCCAGCCCUAAUAGCUUAAAGGUUUCAAUAACAUUGUUCUUGACUGACUAGCCUUUUUAUAUUACAUCUAUGGUAUUAUCUUCUUGAUGUACUAAAAUAAUACAAAUAAGAAAUAUAAACGUAAAAUUAAAAAAACAUUUUAUUGAAAAAUGGUAUUGUAGAAAUUGAAUAAACAAAUUGAAAUAUAUUAUAGGAUGUCUUGUCCCUUAUUCUAUUACUGGGCUUCCUGUGUCCUUUACAAGAAACCCAGGUUGCACAUAAACAUGUUAACAUUUUGUGUAUAUGUCAUUGAAACCCCAAUUCAUGCCUUUAAAUUUUGUUUUUAAUAUAUUUAUGUAUGAAAACCUAUUGUUGUCUGAAAGAAUAAAUGAUUCCAGUUUUUA